GUUGAGAGCGUUAAGUUCGCUGAUCCUAAACAAAGAGGAAACUUACCUUCAAGAUUUACUUCUACUAUUGAUUUGUAUAUAUUAAUGAUUUUUACAGUUAAAGGUUGAGGUGAAGCGUGUCUCUGGUCCUGCUCUGUGUGUACCGUAAAUGGGCGUGGCUGCCGCACAACAACAACACAACAACAACAACCAGACCACCACCACGGCUCUGCUUCCGGUUGUUCUGGAUGUAACUGUCAGUGUCCAGCAUCUUUCUAACGAGAAUCCGCUUCAUCAGCAGCGUUAGCAUGAGUGAAGGAGACGUGUUCCAUGAGAAGCAACGACUGGAGCUGUGCGCCAUCCAUGCGCUGAACAACGUGCUCCAGGAGCGGGUGUUCACCAAGGAGACAGCCGACGACAUCUGCAAACGGCUGGCUCCACAGUGUGUGGUGAACCCUCAUAGGUCCGUGUUGGGCACAGGGAACUAUGACGUCAACGUCAUAAUGGCAGCACUACAGAGCAGGGAGCUGGCUGCAGUGUGGUGGGACAAACGCAGGACGGUACAGAGCCUUUGCGUGGCGAAGGUCCAGGGCUUUAUUCUUAACGUUCCAUCACGAGUCUCGCUUGGGAUCGUUUCCCUCCCGCUCCGACGGCGGCACUGGCUUGCGGUUCGGCAAGUAAACGGGCAAUACUACAACCUCGACUCCAAACUGAAGAGUCCCAUGUGUAUUGGUGGAGAAGCAGAGCUACGCUCAUUUGUCAGUGAACAGCUUUCUCAGGAUGUGGCAGAGAUGCUCCUGGUCGUCCAGCGGGACGUGGAGGACGACGGUUCAUGGCUGAACCCUGACAAUCCCAAUAAGUGAUGCCUUGGCCCCGGACACACCUUUUACAUUUUAGCAUGGAAGAAAAACUCCUCUGGAAAAAUGACUGACUGUUUUUUUUUUUCUUUUAAACGAACACCUCAUUUCAAAAACCUCUUCAGGGAAUGCACUAAAAUACAUUUAAGUAUCUGCAAAUAUACACACAGAGGGAGUUCCAAAGAGAAGCAGAGACGGGCGUUUGCUCCUGAAAUGAAGAACUGUUUUGAUUGUAACAACUUUUGAAAAAAGACGUGUACUUGCACUCUCCUGCUCUUGGUACGUUUGUUUGAGAAGGUGCAUCUAAGCUAACAUGUCUGCAAGUUUGAAGCCAAUGAGGGCGUUUGAUGAUACUUGACUUGAGACAUACUGUGUAACUGAACUUUCACUGUUUUUGUGGUAGAAAAAUUGCAGACAGUGUUUGUGCAUGAUAAUCUACAUUCGCAGUAAAGAUAACUGGACUUUGUUCAUUAUGUAAAAAGAUUUGAAUUUGCCAAGUAGGACAUCACUGGACUGUUAUUAUCCAGAUGCCAAUAGUAGAUCAUUAUGUACAAGAUUGUAAAAUUGAUCAGUUAUCUCUUAGCACCUGGGUGCACCCUCUCUUCCCACGACCUUCGUUGUAGACUUUCUAUGCACUACAGAGUUAGAUUAGUUAGCACCGUUUGUCUUUGUGUGUGUUCAUACAGGCACAUGUUGUGUGAAGGUGUCAGCUGCUGAGACGUUGAAGGACUAUACCAGUGUCUUAGCAUGUUUUCAACAACUUACUACAAAUCAGUCACAACUUCAGACUUUGCUCAGAACUUGUGUUCCCUUACUAGUUAAUUAUUUAAUUUCUUACAUUGUGGUGCAAGCUUUGUUGCUGUAGUGUGAUAACGAGUCCUCACAGUAAUGAAGCUUUGACAAAAAUGUAAGAAAACAUGAUGGCUGGCAACUCAGGGCUGGGCAAGACAUAAAUAUUCAUAUCAGUCAAUUUGAUAAAUGUCAUAUUGUUAUUUCUUUUUAAUUUUUAAAGAUAGAUUUUUGCUCCUGAGUAAAGGUUGUGUUUUUAAACUCUUCUUUGAUAGCAGAGAAUGACAAAUACUUCAUAAACCGAAGCUUUUAACCAGUGGUUGUUAGUAAAAUCACUUUUAAAAAUAUUAAAUCCACCUGAUUAGUUGUAAGUUGUUGAGUUAAACCUGUAAGCGCACUGGUGCUGUGACUGUAUGUAACCUUAAUGUUUGUACCUCGUAUCUCUUGUUGAUCUAUGCAUAUCCAAAAGAAAAGGAGCACGUCUCCGGUUCUCACUAGUGACUAACUCGCACCUCAGAAGCUCAGAGGUUCAUUAUAUUGAAGCUUAUUUAUAUUAAACUUUGACCUCCUCUUUUCAGUA
Messenger RNA from Limanda limanda (common dab), 2205 nucleotides. RefSeq names its product Josephin domain containing 2 (gene josd2). Gene Ontology annotation, molecular function: cysteine-type deubiquitinase activity. The transcript has 5 exons. The record is from RefSeq and is a predicted model, not a curated record. The coding region runs from base 288 to 842 and encodes 184 amino acids. Lineage: Eukaryota; Metazoa; Chordata; Actinopteri; Pleuronectiformes; Pleuronectidae. Gene Ontology annotation, biological process: protein deubiquitination.